UUUUUUCUUUUUCUUUUUCUUUCCAUAUAGUUUUAUUUAAGAAAAAGAAUAAGCUGGUUAUUUAUCUACAAUAUCACGUCGAAUUUUUUGCAUACGUCGUCUAAAAAAGAAUUGUUGGCAGACUCGUUUGUUUCUUACAAACAAGCUGACAAAAGAAAACGACCAAGGUUGAUGGGCAUUCCAGUCAAUUCACAAUACAAGUUAUAUUCGUUAUGCUGGUAAGCAAAUAAACAGAGAUCUCGACUUGUCUUUUUUUUAUUGAAUUUUUUAUUAGUUUUGUAUCUCUUGGUGGAUUUAUGUUUAGUUAUGACAGUGGGACAAUUACAACUGUCACUGUUAUGCCCUCCUUUUUGAAAAGGUAUAACUUGUAUAGCGAUACACCAGCAGGAUAUGCUAUUGUACCAGUCUCUUUAGCUGCUUCCUUUGUUGCCUCAUUUGUUUCUGGAUUUGUGGCAGAUGGACUAGGCAGAAAAAACUUUUUUUAUGUAGCGUCUGUUAUUCAUGAAAUAGGUUGUGUCAUUGAAAUUGCAGGUCAAAGUCAAACCACCUUUUUCAUUGGUCGUAUUCUUACUGGAUUUGCAGUGGGGAUCUACAGUAUGCUUGUUCCUCUAUAUCAAAGUGAAGUUGCAAGACCACAAAACAGAGGUCGCUUAAUUACUUUUUAUCAAAUCUUUGUUACCAUGGGGUUUUUUAUUGCAUUUUGGGUGGGCUAUGGUGCUUAUAAGAUUGACAGUGAUUCAGCAUGGCGAAUACCUGUUGCUCUACAACUUGUGGCUGGGUUUAUCUUACUUGUAGGCAUCUAUUUCAUCUAUGAAAGUCCGCGUUGGUUGAUCUACAAAGACCGAAAUGCAGAAGCACUCAAAAUCCUGGCUCAAUUACGGUCUCAGGGAAAUGAGCGUGAUGUAGAUGUACAGAUGGAAUUUACAGGUAUUGUGCAGGAUGUGACGUUUGACAAGAUGGCCUAUAAACAAAGGUUUAUGAGUCUACUACGGAAAGGGAUUGACAACAAUCGAAAAAGAACAUUGCUCGGUAUGGGAGUGCAUGCAUUUACUCAAUUGUCUGGUAUCAAUGCCAUCUUGUUUUAUUUGCCCUACAUACUUCAGUCUGUGGGAAUAAGAGAAAUUGUGUCUACUUUAUUGGGUAAUGGUGUUGCUGGUUUGAUUAAUUUUGUAGCUACUAUCUUUGUUAUGUUCUAUAUUGACAAGUGUGAUCGUCGUCGUAUCUUAGUGGUAGGUGCAUUGGCCAUGGCUGUUUGUAUGAUAGCUAUCACGAUUGUGUCUGCUAUCUUUAAUCAACAACUACUCAGCAUGCACAAUGCUCCCUCUGUGACUUCAACAGAGGUUACUAGUGCCAUUGACAACCAAAAUGCUGGUUAUGCUAUCAUGGUCUUGCUGUGUAUUUUCCUCGUCUUUUUUGCUAUGAGUUGGGGUCCUGUUGGAUGGAUCUAUCCCGCUGAAAUUUACCCUCAAAUGAUUCGAGCCAAUGCUAUGGGCGUCACUACCUCCUGUAGUUACCUCGUCAAUCUGUUUGUUUCGCUUGUCUCGCCCAUCAUGUUUCGUAAUAUUUGGUGGGGCACCUAUUUAUUUUUCGGCGUAUGGUGUAUUAUCAUGGCUAUGGUUGUCCAUGCCUAUUACCCAGAGACCCGAGGCCGUUCAUUAGAAGAGAUCCAAUUGAUCUUUAGCGGUGCUCUGAUUGAUCAACGACCUGAUGCACAUCAUCCAGCCACAGCUGCAGAAGCCCUGAUUCAUUUAGAACAAAUGCGACAUCAAGAUACAUUGGCUGCUGCUAAACAUCGGUCCCGCUCACAAUUUAAUUUUGACUUGCCAGAGAUGAUGGUAGUUUCAAGUCCACGCAAUGUUUCUCGAGCACUGAAUCGAAGAGUGUCGCAGGUAUAUCCGGAUAAUCGGUCUGCGUCUCAUCAUUCAUUGGCGUCUUGGCCUUCUGGAACACGAAAAGAAGAAGACGGUCAUUCUUCUGUAUCUUCUAUUGAAUUGACUAUCAAAAGAAGUUAUACACAAAAUAGUGCACCAGAACUAGAUCGUAAUAGUCAUAGUAGUAUUCAUUAAUGUUGUAUGUAAAUAUAUAUAUUUAUAAUAUCUAUGUUAGAUAGAUUGUAAUUAUAACAACUGCUCCUUUCUUCUUUGUGCACAACCUUGGUUGAUAUGAAAGUCUUUGAACAGAAACGAUAAAAAGGCUUGUCUUUAAUAAAGAUCGCUUUGGACUUAGGAUAUGAUAUUGCUUGUCCUUUAAGAUACAUUCUUCUUUUUUAAGCUUUGUCCAUGAAUUUGUUAUCCAAUCAUACUCCAUCGCGUAUCUAGAAGAUUUUUGUACAAAAAGGAAUCACCGCGCAUUCUCUUUCUUUCUUUCUUUCUUUUCUCUUUUGUAUAUCUUGACU
Molecule: messenger RNA, 2395 nt
Organism: Gilbertella persicaria
Lineage: Eukaryota; Fungi; Mucoromycota; Mucoromycetes; Mucorales; Choanephoraceae
Exons: 8
Coding region: 297-2066 (589 amino acids)
Biological process (GO): transmembrane transport; carbohydrate transport
Cellular component (GO): membrane
Molecular function (GO): carbohydrate:proton symporter activity
Source: RefSeq, a predicted model, not a curated record